Messenger RNA from Phytophthora nicotianae INRA-310, 3283 nucleotides. RefSeq lists its product as hypothetical. The coding region runs from base 53 to 2281 and encodes 742 amino acids. Gene Ontology annotation, molecular function: DNA binding; ATP-dependent chromatin remodeler activity; ATP binding. NCBI's taxonomy places the organism in Eukaryota, Oomycota, Peronosporomycetes, Peronosporales, Peronosporaceae. The transcript has a single exon. The record is from RefSeq and is a predicted model, not a curated record. Gene Ontology annotation, cellular component: nucleus.
CGUCAAAGGGAAACCAACGACUACGGCUAAAAGUGAAGUGCAAACGAGAGUGAUGGUCGCCAGUGCGUUCCCGGACGACGCAGUGGCUCAGCAGCCUAUGCCCGACCUCGUAGCCUUGGAAAAGAUCGAGGAGGAGGAGCGUAAGGAGCGCGAGGCCCGCGCGGUCAAAGAAGCUGCCAAUGCGGAGCCCGUGGAGGUGACAGGCGAGAAGAUCGCCAAGCUUGACUCUCUCCUAGAGAAGGCAAGUCUCUACUCGAGUUUCCUCUUUUCUAACAUGGAGAGCGCUGCCACUGUCAGCGACGUGGUGAAGGUUGAAGAGGAAGAGGAACAACCCACGAAGGGUAAGCGCAAACGCGGCAAGAAGGCGUCACAGGAGUCCAAUAAAAAGACCAAGAAGGGUGUCGACAAGCUGCGUGAGGUGCAAGGUGAUGCGUCCUUGGAUACGCGUCAGCAGCCUCAAAAGGUGGAGUUCCAUCAGCCAAAGCUCCUAACAGGCGGCAAGUUACGCGACUACCAGUUGGAGGGCAUUCGAUGGCUCUGCAACUUGUUCGAGAACGGUCUGAACGGCAUUCUUGCGGAUGAAAUGGGUCUGGGAAAAACGAUCCAAGUGAUCGGUCUUUUAGCGCAUUUAAAAGCACUCGGCGUGCGAGGUCCGCACCUUAUUGUGGCCCCACUGUCGACGCUGAUGAACUGGGCAACAGAAUUCCGCAAAUGGGCUCCCAGCAUGCCCGUGGUCAUUUACCACGGCACUAAACAGGAGCGAAAGGAGUUGCGUAAGAACGCGCUUAACUGCAAGAGGAAAAGUGACGUCAAUUUUCCAGUCGUCAUUUCAUCGUACGAGGUGAUGAUUUCAGACGCGAGAUCGUUUGCCAGCUCCGGGUUCGUGUGGAAGUACAUGGUCAUUGACGAAGGGCACAGACUAAAGAAUAUGGACUGCAAGCUCGUGCGUGAGCUCAAGCGCGGGCGAUCAGAGAACAGACUGCUGCUUACAGGUACACCACUGCAGAACAACCUGACGGAGUUGUGGUCGCUGCUCAACUUCAUUCUACCGGAUGUAUUCGACGAUCUUGAGCUCUUUGAGAGUUGGUUCUCGUUUACACCUGAUGCUGUUGCUACGGCUGCUGCGGCGGGUGAGUCAGUAGCUGCACAAGAUGUGCUACAAGGGGAGAAAAAGGUCGAAGUUAUUGCCAAGCUGCAUGAAAUCCUUCGACCGUUCCUGCUUCGUCGUCUGAAGGUGGAUGUGGUGAAAGAGAUGGUCUCAAAAACGGAGAUUUUUGUCUACUGUUCCAUGACCCCGAUGCAGCGGGAAUACUAUCAAAUGAUUCGUGAUGGCACGCUGGCAAAGGCUAUGGAAGAGAAGUACGGCAAGUUCCAAGCCCAGAAGGCGUUCAAUACGUCAACGUUGAGGAACAGAAUGAUGCAGAUGCGCAAAUGCUGCCUCCACCCAUACCUAUUCGACGAGCCUUUGACGCCAGGUGGAGAGGUUAUUACGGAUGAGAUGAUCGUGGAAACGUCUGGAAAGUUGAGUAUUCUGGAUCGGAUGCUAAGGCAGCUCAAGCGCAAGGGCCAUAAAGUCCUUAUUUUCAGUCAGAUGACACGGAUGAUGGACAUUCUGGAGGACUACCUCCGCAUGCGCGAGUACAGCUACUGCAGACUUGACGGCAGCACCAAACUGAUGGACCGUGUUGAUCAGAUGGAGAAGUUCAACAAGGUAUCGGCUGGAUCGGGUUCUACUAACCACGACGAUAACAUCUUCGUGUUCAUGCUCUCUACGCGUGCUGGCGGUCUCGGUAUUAAUCUGAUCGCAGCUGACACAGUCAUUUUCUACGACUCGGACUGGAACCCUCAGCAGGACAACCAGGCUAUGGAUCGUUGCCACAGAAUCGGUCAAAAGAACGAGAUCAUCGUGUAUCGUCUUGUGACUGAGAACUCUUUCGAAGACCGCAUGACUCAGCGAGCAUUCGAGAAGCGCAAACUCGAGCGCGUUGUCAUCCAGCGUGGUGGAUUCAAGCAGCGAACGACCCCAGCAGAGAGCGCCAAGCUCACAAAUUCGGAGUUGGAGGAACUCCUGAGAGACGACGUGGAGAUUCGUAAGGGCGUCGAGAGUGGGGGCAUUACAGAUGGCGAGCUGAAUCAAAUUCUGGAUCGCGAAUUGGUUGUCAAGAGCUUUGUAAAAAACACCAAGGAUGAAAACACAAAUGCAUCAGAUGUGAUUCCACUCAAAGGCCAUGGCUAUGAAGUGGUUGACAAUGCACCUGCAGCCAUGGAGAGCUUUGCAUGAGUCUUCUGCGUGCCGAUAUCAAUCAUGUCAAUACAGUUCCAAUUUGUACUUCACUACCGCUGCUGGAUUCUGUAUCGCCCUGUCAAUGCAUGUACUACUUGGUGGUGUUGAGUGCUUUCGUGAGUGCCUCCUGCUCUUGGAGGAACGUCGUAAUGAACGCAGGAGGGGAUCGCAUCGUUGAUAACAGGAGUACGAGGUGUUGAGCUACCUCCAUGUACUGAGGUGGAUGACGUUGGUCGCGAUUUUCCUCGUGGCAAAGUUUACGCAGAAUCUUACCAAUGAGCCUGACACGGAGACACGCAAAAUGUUAGGAGGAGUGAAAGGAAGGCUGAAAAGUGUGCAUCAUCAACUUACGAGGCGUUGAUUUGCUGUGGAGUUCCAGUGAUUGUAACGCGAUGAUGCACCCAUUGCCAUAGUUGCGCACGUGAGAUUUCAGCCGUGGCCGAAUCUUCUACACAUCCAUUCACGACGACAGUGCCUUGUCCGUACAACCAGUGAAGCACGUACAGAAGUGCCACAUGUACGUUCAUCUCCACGGAUUGUAGCGUGACGUCUCCCUUUGGAAGAGUAAGCAGCUUUUCGGUGAACAGUCUUUCGUCAACUGCAACAUAUGAAAAUCCAGCUUUGGUCGUGCGUUCACGCGCUGACGUAAAUACUUCCGCCCCGGGUUUUACAAGUGCCAAGUCAUACACCAGCGCUCCGUCAGAUCCAGCCAAAGCUUCCAUCGUUUUUCCUGUUCGAGUUUUCUCAAUCGCUUCAGCUUGUGAGAAUCCCGGCGGCAACUCCGCAAGAACAAAAGGCACCAUGCCGGUAGUUGCCGGUGCAUGACGUCGCUUGCAUGUGGCUAUCAGCAGAUCCAUAUAGUAUCUGUGUUGAAGGGCAAAUAGUGUUAAAUGUGUUAGCCAAAGCGUCCAGUAAGGGUAUCAAAAGAGAGCACUUGUUCGUACCUGAGAAAGUCAGACUUCAUCGAGACGAACUGCUGACGGUCUGGCAACAAAAACG